GAGGUUGAUUUAGUAAAAUCGUAACAAUAUGUUCGAUACUUUGUGUUGCCUUUAUGAUUAGCAAUUAAAAUGACAGAUCGUAUGUUUACUAGUAGAAAUGUUAAUCUGUGAUUGUUUUCUUAGAUCGCUAGAAGAAUAAUAAUUUUCGUAUUAUAAUUUAUUAGAUAUAAUGAAACACAGUGAAAAAGUUAAAUUUUAAAUGUUUACUGAAAUAAAGUGAAACCAAGCAUUUGGUGAUUAAAUAUAAAUCGUUAAGCAGGGUCAUAAUGCCGAGUCGGCUUAUGCCAACUCAAUUGCACUUGUAUUAGGAAAUAUUUAUCGUGGAUUUCUUUUUGUUAUUGAAAAACGAAAAAAUAAAAUAUAACCUUGUAAAUCACAAAUAUUAUUGAAUUUUGUGGUCAAAUGUGUCCAAUAAAUCUGAGGCGAUUUUGUGAAGAGUGGCGGAUAUGGAUACGACCCCUUUUAAUUGUCACCUAUUGUAUAUUUUUGGUCAUCGUUGUACCUCUACUUAUUGUCAAUUCUGUAAAGGAUGGAUUCCAGCGGAAUGAUCAAUUUAUACUUAUUGGUGGAUUAUUUGUGUUAUCAGCUGUGCCAAUUUCAAUAUGGCACAUUAUUCAGCACGUCAUACACUUCACUAAACCCAUCUUGCAAAAGCAUAUCAUACGAAUAUUGUGGAUGGUGCCAAUUUAUGCUCUUAAUGCGUGGAUUGGACUUUUCUUCCCUAAACACUCUAUAUACGUCGAUUCUCUUCGUGAAUGCUACGAAGCUUAUGUUAUUUACAACUUUAUGGUGUAUCUAUUACAUUAUCUCAAUUUAGGUGAGGAUCUAGAAGCUACAAUGCAGUACAAACCACAGGUGUAUCAUUUCUUUCCACUUUGUUGCAUGAGACCUUGGCCCAUGGGGCGAGACUUUAUACAUAAUUGCAAACAUGGGAUUCUCCAAUAUACAGUCGUGAGACCAAUAACCACAUUCAUUUCUGUCAUUUGCGAGAUUUGCGGAGUUUAUGGAGAAGGAACGUUUGCAGGCGAUGUGGCCUUUCCCUACAUUGUUGUAAUUAAUAAUAUUUCACAGUUCGUGGCUAUGUACUGUUUAGUACUCUUUUAUAGAGCUAAUAAAGAAGACCUCAGGCCAAUGAAGCCAAUACCGAAAUUUCUUUGCAUCAAAGCAGUGGUGUUUUUCUCAUUUUUCCAAGGUGUAUUAUUGUUUCUGUUGGGGUACUACAAAAUUUUGCAAAAAUUAAUCACACCGUCAGACGAUACGAAUUUGGCGUCAAUGCUGCAGAACUUUCUCAUAUGCAUUGAGAUGUUCCUUGCAGCCGUGGCGCAUAUUUACAGUUUUCCGCAUCAUCCCUUUCAUAUUAAUUCACCUCAGUAUUGGAAUAAUCCGAAUCAUAAUUGGUGCCGGGCAUUUCUAUCUAUGAUGGAUAUAUCGGAUAUGCAGCAAGACGUCACUGAACAUUUAGGUGUUGUUGGUAGUUCGAUAAGUCGACAUUUCCAAAGCCGAAGCACUUAUCAACCGUUAUCACGGGGUCCACGCCGUUCCAGCAGUGAAACAGAGUAUUUGAUUAACAAGCGAGAAGUUGGUGACAACGCCGCAGACGGUAUGAUUAGUGAUAUGCCAUCAACGAGUUCAAUGGUCGGCGAUGUUAUGAUAGUGAGUGGCGGAAGUGCUGUUGUACAAAAAGGUAAUAGAAAAGAAUAUAAUUCGAAUUUCGCUAGUAAACCAUUGGCUAAAGCCAAUCGCUACGGAGCUACUGAUAAUCUUUUAAUGCCUGUUGGCGAGAUCGUACUAACAACUGAUUCUACAUCUCACAUCCACUUAGCAGGCUCGCGUAUCACGCACAACACAUCAGCCAAAGUACCGUCAUUCUCCACCAACACUGCAACAGUUGAACCCCAUUCCAAUUUUGGAAUAAAUAUACAAAAGCGCGAAGUGCACUCACGCGAAUACUCACCACAACAGCUAUAUGGCGCACCAGUCCCUGGUGGCAAUAGUUUUUUGCAAUCACGCAAUGUAGGAGCACAUUCCAGCAACAUUCCUGAUACUGAUGAAGAUUUUGUAUCCCUAAUUGGUUCUGGUAGAUGACACCGUUAUACUGAAAGUAGUAGUCACAGUCAAAACUAUAAUCCAUCAGCAAUUGAAUCGACAUCUGUGUCUAUAUCAGCAUCGGCCAAUUUUUCUAGUAGUCUUAAAUUAUCGACUGGCGAAAGUGGCAGUUGCAUUUCCUCUGAUUGGCUAAGCACGUCUCAUUCUGAUGAAAACGGCGAUAACGACAGUGAUGACAAUGACGUUGAUGACAACAAUUUAACGCCAAUUGAUGGUGAUAUUCUGCAAAUGGGUGGCUUUGGGGGACAUAACAUUGAUGGUAUUGCAAACGUUGUUUAUGACGUUGGUGGUGCACAGCAAGCCUACAACGAAACCGCAACAAGACGAUCACGACUAAGACCUACAAACAGCGAACACACCACAUAAAUUGCGAUUCGACUAAACUCCAAAAAUAUUUUUUAGUUUUCUUAUUUCUUAUUAUUAAGGCUUAAUUUCUUUUUCUAUAUAAUAUCAACUAUGAUUCUUAUUAUUUAAUGUAAUUUAUAUUUUUGACACCAUUUACCUAUUAUUAUUUGUAUAAUGUCGAUCAUGUGGUUUCCUUCUUUUUAGUGUUUUCUUUUUUAUACUAUGGUUAUUGAAGAAAUGGGGUUCAAAUGUCAUUAUCGCGUUAAACUCAAUCCAGGGGGCUGAAACUGACUUUAUUGAUAUUAGUACUCUAUGAAAGUGUAGUAGAAAUAACAUUUAUGUAUAUAAUAUUAUAUUUGUAACGUCAUUUCUUGGAACUUCCCAUAAAAAUAUUUAAUAGAGAUUUGAAAGAAUUAUUGAGCUAAAAACUUUGAACUAAGUUAAGUUUGUUUUACUUUUGCUUAAAUUGAUUUAUUGAUCAACUAAUUCUCACAUAUUCGAUUUGCAAUCCUAGCACUGAUAUCAAUGAAAAAUAUUGCUUAUAUGUUUUCUAAACGGAAAUAAAAAGCUGGAAAAAAAAAAUCAUUAAUUAUUAUGAAUUGUGUUGAUGAUACACAAAUGAUAUUAUAUUAUUGGCAGUUGUGAUGCCCUUAGUGCCUAUUCCUUUAAUUUUUAUGACAAAGUAGCAAAAUUUAGAAUUAGAAACGAAAAUACUGGAAUAUUUUAAACAUAAAUAACAUGAUAUGAUUCGCAACUGUUUGGGUUAACUACCGUCUCUAUAUUGAGAAAAUAUAUACAUAUAUACACAGUCGAAUAAUAAAUUUAUGUAGUCGCAAAUUAGUUAAAUGGAGUUUACAUAUGUAUAUCCGAAACCAUUGUUCACCCGUUGUAGGAAUCUGCGAAAACUUAAUAAAAUUAUGCAUACUUAGAAAAUUUCUACAUCUUCAAUAAAUGUUUUCGAAUAAUCACUUAAACAAAAUAUUUACUACAAUAAAAUAAGCACAGAACUAACUGAA
Ceratitis capitata (Mediterranean fruit fly) is the source of this 3467-nucleotide messenger RNA. Its product is annotated as transmembrane protein 184C. Gene Ontology annotation, molecular function: transporter activity. NCBI's taxonomy places the organism in Eukaryota, Metazoa, Arthropoda, Insecta, Diptera, Tephritidae. Gene Ontology annotation, biological process: transport. The record is from RefSeq and is a predicted model, not a curated record. The coding region runs from base 403 to 2085 and encodes 560 amino acids. The transcript is spliced from 6 exons.